AUGGGCCAGGACAGGCCGCCCCGCGGCCAGCGCAGGCAGGGGGGGCCGCCGGCCGGGAGCGCCCCCGGACCCGACGACAUGGGGCCGAAGAAGGGCCAGGGGCUCCCCAAGGAGUGCGGGGAGGAGGAGGCCCGGACGUGCUGCGGCUGCCGGUUCCCGCUGCUGCUCGCCCUGCUGCAGCUGGCCCUGGGCAUCGCCGUGACCGUGGUGGGCUUCCUCAUGGCGAGCAUCAGCCCCUCCCUGCUAGUCAGGGACACUCCAUUUUGGGCUGGGAUCAUUGUCUGCUUAGUGGCCUACCUUGGUUUGUUUAUGCUUUGUGUCUCAUAUCAAGUUGAUGAACAGACAUGUAUCCAGUUUAUUAUGAAACUGCUGUACUUUCUGCUGAGCGCCCUGGGUUUGAUGGUCUGUGUGCUGGCCGCAGCCUUUGCUGCCCACCACUAUACACUGCUCAACCGGGUUACCUGUGAGACUGCACUCGACGCCUGCCACUGCAAACUGCCCACCUCCGAGCCCCUCAGCAGGACCUUUGUGUACCAGGAUGUGACUGACUGCACCAACAUCACUUUCACUUUCAAAGUGUUCUUACUCACCCAGAUGAUUCUUAACUUGGUGUCUGGCCUUGUGUGCCUAUUGGCCUGUUUUGUGAUGUGGAAGCACAGGUACCAGGUCUUUUAUGUGGGUGACAGGAUGUACUCCCUCACAACUUCUGAAGGCCAGCAGCAAAAAGUCUAA
Molecule: messenger RNA, 732 nt
Organism: Pipistrellus nathusii (Nathusius's pipistrelle)
Lineage: Eukaryota; Metazoa; Chordata; Mammalia; Chiroptera; Vespertilionidae
Source: the annotation of a GenBank genome assembly